Molecule: messenger RNA, 481 nt
Organism: Drosophila rhopaloa
Lineage: Eukaryota; Metazoa; Arthropoda; Insecta; Diptera; Drosophilidae
Gene: mRpS33
Product: 28S ribosomal protein S33, mitochondrial
Exons: 2
Coding region: 102-443 (113 amino acids)
Cellular component (GO): mitochondrion
Source: RefSeq, a predicted model, not a curated record
UCAGCUGUCGCUUGUUUUGGUUUUGUGACAUAACCGCAAUUUACUAAAAGCUGAACUUCAAAAAUUAAUUAAUGAAAACCAACGUACACUUAUAAUAAGACAUGUCCCACAAAUACACGGAGCUGAUUAAGCUCGGCACACAGUAUGCCCGACGCAUGAACUACCUCUCAAAUCGCAUUUUUGGCGAAGUUGCGCGCACCACUAACGAAAAGUCAAUGAAGGUAGUACGCAUGUUCUCCGAGGAACCGAUUCACAAGCGGGACUACGUGGUCAACUGGUAUCCGCGCCACGUGGAGACCCACUUGCUGAUGAAGAACCUUCGCGACUAUGGUUUGUUCCGCGAUGAGCACCAGGAUUUCAAGGACGAGAUGAAGCGACUGCGCAAGCUGCGUGGAAAGGCGGCGCCCAAGAAGGGCGAGGGCAAGCGUGCCUCCAAGAAAUAGUACCAUAAAUAUAAAAAACACAUUUUUAUUGAACAAAA